AUGAUUCCUACACCGAAACGCAAACAUAAAACUUUAACCAUAGCUGAUAAGUGUGCCAUACUGAAUAGUUUGAAAAAUGGAGUGUCUGGAGCUUCUCUUUCCAUUAAGUAUGGUGUUGGAAAAUCGACAAUUACUGAUUUAAAGAAAAAAGAACAGAGAAUACGGUCUUUUGUAGCUCAAACCGAGAAAGGUCCAGGUUUAAGAAAAACGCUAAAAUUGCUAGAAAAUCCAGUGCUCGAAGAAGCACUUUUCACUUGGUUUUUAGAGCAAAGACGAAGACACGGUCCUUUAUCAGGCGAAAUCGUAAUGCAAAAAGCCAGAUUCUUUCAUAAAAAACUAACAGGGUCUGAUUUCAGUGCAAGUAGAGGGUGGCUGGAUAAUUUUAAAAAGCGUCAUGGCAUACGGCAGCGGAAAGUGUCAGGUGAGAAAGUCUCUAGUAAUGCGGAGGCUGUUCAGCCAUUCCAAGAAAAGUUUUUGAAAGAGAUAGGAGAAAAAGACGUUUGUCCUGAACAAAUCUACAAUGCAGACGAAUCAGGAUUAUUUUGGAAGGUUCUGCCAGAUAAGACUAGCUUCUUCUGC
This is a messenger RNA of Brenthis ino (lesser marbled fritillary), 579 nucleotides long. Lineage: Eukaryota; Metazoa; Arthropoda; Insecta; Lepidoptera; Nymphalidae. The record is from the annotation of a GenBank genome assembly.